Molecule: messenger RNA, 354 nt
Organism: Pipistrellus nathusii (Nathusius's pipistrelle)
Lineage: Eukaryota; Metazoa; Chordata; Mammalia; Chiroptera; Vespertilionidae
Source: the annotation of a GenBank genome assembly
AUGAGCGCAAUUCUGAUCAUCUCUCUCUUCAGCUGCUUCUUUGCGGCUUACAAUGCCAAAGGCUUCUCCAAAUGCCAGAUGGCCCACCAGCUGAAGGCUCAUGGAAUGGAUGGCUACUAUGGCUAUAGCUUGGCAGACUGGGUCUGCAUGGCCGAAUAUGCGAGUAACCUCAACACCCUGGCUUUUUAUGGAAUAUACUCCAAUGGCAGUCGUAACUAUGGGAUCUUCCAGCUGAACAACCAGAGGUGGUGCCAAGACAAGAAUGAUCCCUCAAAAAACGCCUGCAACAUAGAGUGCAGCAGUAAGGACACUAUCCCCUCUGAGGGCCGGGUGGAGCGGGGGCAGAUCAAAUAA